Pyrgilauda ruficollis (rufous-necked snowfinch) is the source of this 1750-nucleotide messenger RNA. It is a transcript of the gene R3HDM4, whose product is annotated as R3H domain containing 4. The coding region runs from base 124 to 897 and encodes 257 amino acids. Gene Ontology annotation, molecular function: nucleic acid binding. Lineage: Eukaryota; Metazoa; Chordata; Aves; Passeriformes; Passeridae. The transcript has 8 exons. The record is from RefSeq and is a predicted model, not a curated record.
CACUUCCAGCGGGCGGUGCCGGGCCCGGUGCCGCCGGUGCGGGCCGGGGGUGGAGGAGGCGGAGCGAGGUCCCGGUCCCGGUUCUGGUCACCGUCCCGGUUCCGAUCCCAGUCCCAGCGCGCCAUGGUGGUGCUGCGGGGCGGCGCGGGCCCCGAGGAGCCGUUCCCGAGGAUCGAGGACUGCCUGCCCCUGCUGGAGGACUCCCCAUCCAAGCGGUUCUCGCCGUCCAAGAGGAAGCAGUACUACAUCAACAAAGCCAUCCGCAACUCCGACCUCAUCCCGAGGGCCAAGGGCCGCAAGAGCCUCCAGAGGCUGGAGAACACUCGCUACCUGAUGACACUUCUGGAGCAGGAUGACUGCGGGAGCGACGAGGGAGAGCUCAGCCACUCGGCCACCCCCAGCAUCUUCACCGAGGCCUGCAACAAUGAGACCUAUGUGGAGAUCUGGAACGACUUCAUGAACCGCUCGGGAGAAGAGCAGGAGCGGGUCCUGCUCUACCUGGAGGAGGAGGCCAGGAAGAAGCACAGGAGGAAGCUGCCUGUCAAGAAUGAAGACAAGUGGAAAGAGCUCCCAGCCUACACCCCCCAGGAGUGCUUCCAGCGCAUCAGCCGCCGCCUGCGCGCCACCCUGAAGCGGGGCCGGAUCCCCAUGGGGACGCUGGAGGGGCUGGAGGAGGAGCUGCUGGCCUUCUUCUCCGUCACCCCCCACUCUGUCUACACUGCACUGAUGGAUAACAGCUUUGAGCGGCUCCUGCUCCACGCGCUCUGCCAGUACAUGGAUCUCGCCUCUGCCAGUUCGGACAUCGAAGGGAAGCGUCAGAUGAAAGUGAGCAACAAACACCGCGUGUUCCUGCCCCCGGAGCUGCUGCUCUCAGACUACCUGGGGCAGAUGAGCUGAUGCCCCCACGGCUGCCCUGCCCCUCCUGUGUCCGCUGCGGCCUCUCCCGGACCUUCCUCGGCCUUUCCCCUGCUCCAGCAGCCGCUCCAGGCCGGGGGUUUGUGGCCGUGCCGUCGGGCGUGCGGGGAGCAGGGCGGGCAGCCUGCCUGGCACGGCUGCGGGUGCCCAGCAGGUGCCUCUCGCCCGCCCCGCUCCCCGCACGGGCCCUCCUGGAACUAUUUGUGUGUCUAUUUAUAACCCAGGUGUUUUUAAAAAUAAUCAGGCGGGGCCAGCCUCCCUGCGGCGCUGACGCUCGUGGGGUGAUUUCGGUCCAGAUUUUUCUGCGGUGAAACAGCUCCCGGCGGCUGCUGAGCAAUCGCUGAGCCGGCGGAAGAGCCCGGGGGCUGCCGCGUUCCCGCAGCCCCGUGCCCACCGGGCGUGCAGGGGGCUCGGGCAGGGCGAGGUGUGCGGGGAGCUCCGGGUACUUUUUACCCCACGCCCUGUGCCCUGCCCGCACCACGGGGCUGUUUUUAAGUGUAAUAUAGCUUGUGUUUUUUUAUCACGUGUGUGUAUAUUUACGUGUGUGUGUGUGUGUGUGUGUGCUGGAGGGGUGCAGCCCCCUUUGGGGCUCGCUCUGCUUUUCCACAGCUGCCGUGGCGGCAGACGAGGCAUUUUGGGGGUCCCUCUGUGCGCCCCCCCCGUGUCGCUGGCAUGUGCCAAGGGUUGCUCGCAGGGCGUGCCCUGGUUGCUCUGUCCCACGAUGACACCGACUGCCCUUAACCGUGGGCACCCCCAGACCCAGGGGAGCCCCUCGCGCCUCCUUCGCCGGUGUCGCUCGGGCACAUUCAGGAACAAUAAAAACGGUGCUCCCCUG